Hansenula ciferrii is the source of this 753-nucleotide messenger RNA. RefSeq lists its product as uncharacterized. The record is from RefSeq and is a predicted model, not a curated record. The transcript has a single exon. Gene Ontology annotation, molecular function: RNA binding. Bases 1 to 753 code for a protein of 250 amino acids. Lineage: Eukaryota; Fungi; Ascomycota; Saccharomycetes; Phaffomycetales; Wickerhamomycetaceae.
AUGGCAACAAAAUUAAGUAUCUUAGCAAGUAACAUUCCUGAAUCAGUUACAAAGGAUAAAAUUCAUGAAUUUUUUUCAUUCUGUGGUAAAAUUGAUAGAAUUGAAAAUUAUGAUUUAAGCGCUCAAAAUAAUGAAGUUGUUUAUCAAGUUUUCUUUGCAAAUGAAUCUGCUGUUUCAACUGCCUUAUUAUUAAAUGGUGCUGAAUUGGGUGGUUCUCAAGUUAAAGUUUUACCAUUCAAUGACGGUAGAAAUCCAACUGCAAAUGAUCCUCCAGCUUAUAAUGAACCUUUAGCAAACAAACAAUCUCAAUUGGGUACUGUUAAACCUCCAAGUGAAGAAGCUAAAUCCUUAAUUGAUCAACCAGGUGUCAAUUCUGAUGAUAUUGAACAAGAAUCAAAACCAAAAUCUACAAUUUUUGCUGAAUAUUUAUCUCAUGGUUAUAUUUUAGGUGAUCAAUUGAUUGAAAAAGCUGUUGAACAUGAUAAACAAAAUGGUUAUACUGAUAAAUUUAAGAAAUUUUUAAAAGAUUUAGAUGAUAAAUAUCAUGUUCAAGAAACUCAACAAACUAUAGAUCAAAAAUAUAAAAUUAGUGCAAAUUUAUCAAGAUAUUUUGAAAAAGCUUUAAACACUGGUGUUGGUAAUAAGAUCCAUGGUUUCUAUUCAAAUGUUGUUAAUGAUUCAACUGAAAUUCAUAAUGAAGCUAGAAGAUUAGCUGAUUUAAAGAAAAAAGAAGCUUUACCUCAACAUGAAUAA